Solanum stenotomum is the source of this 901-nucleotide messenger RNA. Its product is annotated as ATP synthase subunit delta, chloroplastic. The record is from RefSeq and is a predicted model, not a curated record. Gene Ontology annotation, molecular function: proton-transporting ATP synthase activity, rotational mechanism. Gene Ontology annotation, cellular component: chloroplast thylakoid membrane. The transcript has a single exon. Gene Ontology annotation, biological process: photosynthetic electron transport in photosystem I; photosynthetic electron transport in photosystem II; proton motive force-driven ATP synthesis. NCBI's taxonomy places the organism in Eukaryota, Viridiplantae, Streptophyta, Magnoliopsida, Solanales, Solanaceae. The coding region runs from base 94 to 813 and encodes 239 amino acids.
UGUCUUUGUCGCCUAUAUUCCUCACCACAAUUUCUUCAUCUUCCUUCAUUCCCUUUAUUCUCAAAAGUUAACUUCUUUACCCAAUCAAUCCUCAUGGAUACCCUUUCUACCUCUGUUUCUUCCCUUAAAGUUUCAAACCUCCGCAGAUACUCUGCUGAUUUCCACCAUUUCAAGAAUCCCUUUACAACAACAUCAUCUUCUUCCUCACCCCACUUCAAUUUCCCAAAACCAACUUCAAUCUCAAACAAAACCAACUCUUUCACCCAUAAAAAGACUACAAAUUUCCCAUUUCUAUCUAAAACCCCACCUCCCAAACAACCCAUUUCCAAGCAUCAAACAGCUCAUACUAGAGCUUCAAGUGGCUAUGCUGCAGCACUUAUAGACAUAGCUAACUGCAACAACUCACUUGAAAAACUCGAUAAAGACGUAAGGAGGUUAUCAAGAUGGUUAAGAAAUGACCAUUUGCGUGUUCUUAUGACAGACCCUUUUGUGGGAAAUCAAGAAAAAGGGUAUGUUCUUAAGGAGAUUUUGUCUAAGGGGAAUUUCAACAAACACUUGGUGGGUGUGGUGAAGCUUUUGGUGGAGAAGAACAAAUUAGGGAUUGUGGGUGAAGUUUUGAUGGAAUUUGAGAGGAUUUAUGAUCAGCUUUGUGGGACACAAGUGGUUUUGGUUUCAUCAGAGGUGAAAAUGGAGAAAGAUGAAGUUUUUGGAAUUGCUAAGAAGGUGCAAGAACUUAGUGGGGCUGAAAGAGUGAAGGUCAAGGUAAGAAAUUUGGUUGGUGAUAAGAAAAGGUCACACUCCUUUGCUCUUUGACUUUAACUUUUGAAUAAGCCAUUCUAUACGAAUUCAAGAUUUAGAGUCAAUGAAUUCUGCUCUUUAUAUACAUGUCAAUUUUAUUUUA